UGUGAAACAGGAAGUUGACCUUUCUUUUAUGAUCAGAAAUUGUCUAUAUUAAAACGUAAAAUGAUUGCUGAGCGAACAAAGGGGACAUGAAAUAGCAAGGCAAGAAGGUAAGCAAACCUGACCAGAAAUAUUGUAAAAUCUAAUUACAAUUAAUUCCUGAAAAGUUGCGAUGGAGUUUGAAGGGCCAAUGUUUACUGAUUCUGAAGAUGAUGAAGAAUUUUUGCCAGCUGGAUUACAGAGUGAUGUCUCGUCAAUAUCACUUGCUUCUUCAAGAUCGCCAUCACCUGUUGAUGUGCCGGCAGGAUCCAGUCCUGUUGCUUGUACAUCAUUUGAUCUCCACGAUGCAGAUGUUUCAGAGGCUGCCUCUGCUGUCUUGGAAACUGAGAUUGCCAAGGCAACAACUUCUUCAAUGAGUCAAAAUAAUGAACCAGACUGCAUGACGUCAGCUUUCCUUAGUGUGCCGGAGGAACUAUUGCAACAGGAAGAAAAAAAGCCCCCCAAAAAAUUAAAAGCAAGAAAAAAGAGGAAAUCUGGAAGCGAACAGCAGGAUGGGGAAACUAAAAAGAAAAAGAGGAAAAAGAAAGAACCUGGUGAGAAGAAAAAGAAAAAAGAGCCCAGGGAGAAGAAAAAGAAAAGUUCAAAGCCAGCAAAUAAAAGGAAAAACAUAAAUACCAUUAUUGCUGUUAAACAACUGAAGUUAGUACCAGGACAAUAUAUGCAGAAUUUGGAUUCUUAUAUUUCUGAAAAUCUAUCACCAUUCAGUAUUACAGUCACAGAACAGAUGAAAACAGAUUUCAGGUCACAGGUGUAUAACAAAUAUAUUGAUAAUAUUUGCCAGAAUUUAGAGGCCAGGUUUCCAGAUGUACAGUUGAUUAGUGCUUUCUCUAUAUUUGAUCCCAGUUUGGCUGAGGAUGAUGCCUGUCAGGAGAAACUUGAUAUGUUGAUUGAUCAUUAUCAAAUGAAUGGGGAGGCAAUAAGAAGUGAAUACACAUUAAUACAGACAGCCAUGAUGACAAGUUACACUGAUUACAAAUAUAAAGACAUGCUGAAAACAAUUAUUACAAAGUAUAAAGAUUUAACUCCUGGAUUACAUUACCUAGCUGCAGUGGCACUCACACUACCAAUAUCAACAGUUGAUUGUGAACGAGGGUUCUCAGCUGUAUCAAGAAUAAAGACCAAUCUGAGAAAUAGACUUUCUGAAAAAAUAUUAAGAUGUUUAUUAUUCAUAAGUGUAGAAGGACCACCAAUUGAGAAGUUUGACUUCAAGGCUGCUUCAGAUGCAUGGGCAAUGACCAAGACAAGACGACUUCAAUUAGAUUAAAUACAGAAAAAAUAGAUGAUGUUUGAAUAUUAUAGUUUGUGCUUGAAAAUGUAAUAUAGUUGUAUAUAUGUAUAAUGUUAAUAAAUAUGUGUUUUUGUGGA
Saccoglossus kowalevskii is the source of this 1422-nucleotide messenger RNA. Its product is annotated as zinc finger protein 862-like. The record is from RefSeq and is a predicted model, not a curated record. NCBI's taxonomy places the organism in Eukaryota, Metazoa, Hemichordata, Enteropneusta, Harrimaniidae.